Messenger RNA from Larimichthys crocea (large yellow croaker), 1400 nucleotides. RefSeq names its product GLI pathogenesis-related 2, like (gene glipr2l). NCBI's taxonomy places the organism in Eukaryota, Metazoa, Chordata, Actinopteri, Sciaenidae. Bases 381 to 845 code for a protein of 154 amino acids. The transcript is spliced from 5 exons. Gene Ontology annotation, cellular component: extracellular region. The record is from RefSeq and is a predicted model, not a curated record.
CUUUCAUUUGUAGGAAUGUAAAGAGUGGGUGUGUGCGGCGAGCUGGCCCACAGAGAUAGAGGUAGGGCAGACACACACAGACAGAUAAACAUGUUGAGUUACAUGAAGUGAAACAACACUUGAGGAAGCAGCAUGCUGAGUAAUGAUCAUCAGUGCACACUCUGCACUACAAGGUGGAAUUGAAGGGAAUAAAGGCAUUAGCAGCUGUUUCAAAGCAUCAGUGAUAGACAGACAGCACUAAAACAAGAGAGGCAGAGUGAGUAAGGAAGCAGCAGAGGAAGAGGCAGGGAGAAAGAGAGCAGGAACUGAAAACAAGACAGGGGAGAGGCUUCUUUCGUUCAGCACUAAGUGUGUUACUGAAGCCUUCCUGUGUCAGCACCAUGGGGAAGUCAGCCUCGAAGCAGUUUGCUGAGGAGGUGCUUCAGUGCCAUAAUGAAUACAGGAGGAAGCACCAGGCUCCUCCACUGAAGCUGAGCAGCAAGUUGAGCACAGAGGCUGGCCGUUAUGCUGAAAGUCUGGCCAGCACACGGAUCCUUAAACACAGUGUGGAGUCCAGUAGAGGGAGCUGUGGAGAGAACCUGGCAUGGGCCUCCUAUGACCAGUCUGGAAAGGAUGUGGCAGACCGCUGGUAUGAUGAAGUGAAACAGUACAACUUCAACCGUCCUGGAUUCUCCUCUGGCACCGGUCAUUUCACAGCAAUGGUGUGGAAGAACACGAAAAAGCUGGGUGUUGGUAAGGCCACUGCAUCGGAUGGUUCUUCUUUUGUAGUGGCCAGAUAUUUCCCGGCUGGGAACAUCACUAACCAGGGGCAUUUUGAGAAUAACGUCCUCCCAGCAAGCACCUAAAGAUGACACCCAACUUGAGCCCAACGGCAUUUAUUUCAGAGUCUGAAGUUAUCUGCCUGCACAGCGAUGGGGGAUACUCAGGAGAGCACCAGUUGCCUGCCAUACUACUAUCUUGAAUGGAUAUUAAGAUGGAUUGCACUCUGGCUUAAAGUCCUAUGUUUGUAAUCUGGGAGUGGAUUUGUGUAUGAUUCAGUGAAUGGAAGGAGUGUCACUGUUUGACAUUGCUAACAAAACAUUUACAGUGACCAUUUAGAUUGUAUAACCUUGACUUCAGUGCUCAUUUACAUUACAUGUGACAGUAUUCAUUCAUUGAUGCCAGUAUUUUUAGAAUUUCACAUACUGAAAUACAUCAUAACCUUACACCUGUAUUAGUGAACUAAAUCAGUCAGACUCUGUCUGGCAGAGUCAUUGCUUUGUAAUUUACAGCGGAUGUCUCAGCAUGCUUGGUAUGCGUUUACGAUACUGCUGCCACAUGUUAAAGCAGAACCAUGCGGUCCAGGGUGUGUGUUUUGUACUCUAAUCUGUUUUGUACAAUAAAGUUGAUAGAUACAUGAA